GCCGGGAUGCUGCUGCUGCUGCGGAGCGCGAGCGGCCGGAGGCGGUUGGCAGCCGCCGCCGUAUCCGCCGCUCCCCUUGCCCCGGAACCACUCCACAUCUGCAGUUGUGCUAGGCACUUGGGCUUCCCUGGGAUUCCCGACAGGUACGGUACCAGAGCCCUCCGAAGCAGCAGCAGGACUUUUGGGAAGAAUGAGACGGGUCAAGGUUCUGGAGCAGACCCUCCAAAAUGCAACACAAAGACUGAUGCAAUCCCCAGCCAGAAAGGCUCCCCUCACUCUGAUGGAGGUUCUUCAGAGCCUCAGCCCCCAGUGUUGUCACCCCCUACAAACUGCUGCAUGAGUGGCUGCCAUAACUGCGUGUGGAUUGAGUAUGCCGAGGAGAUCCUACGGCACUAUCCGGAUGGUGGGCCCAAAGCAUUGGCUGCUGUGGAUGAACACAUCCAAGAUGAGAACAUUAAGACCUUUAUCAAGAUGGAGAUCAGGUUCCGAAUGAAAGAGAGAGACUGAGUGAGGUACUUCCCUCCACCUGGCGGUUGCCUCUCAGGGAGCUACAACCACCUCUAGUGAUUUUUGUGCCUCCUUUUUCCAGGGGUCUUUGGAUAAAAAAUGAAUAAUAAUGAGUAUUUAUUGACUUUGCCUGAAAAUAAAUGCCCCCACCCCUCCACCCCCUAACAUUUCACCUGGAAGUGUGUGCCCUCUGCCGACUUUGUGUUUGUUUCUUUUUGAGGUAUCCUUCUUCAAACAUCUAAAACUGCCUUGGCAACUUUUUAGUCUGCCUGUAGCUCUUCAUUCUCAAGUAAAUUAUCAAGUAUAUGGAUGGUAUUGUAUAAAAAUGUGUAGCUGCAAUGUCUCCCAGGGAGCUUAGAGACUAAAGCUAAUGCACUAAUUAAUACACAGACCUUUGUAGGUUACUGAGACAAGAUAAAACAAACCAUGUGCAACAAAGUGCUGUCAAAAAGCGUUACCUUGGCUAAGAAUUGGAAAUAAAGGGAUGCCCAUCAAUUGGGGAAUGGCUAAACAAGCAGUGGCAUAUGAUUGUAAUAGAAUAUUACUGUGCUACCAGAAAUGACAAGCAGGAUGAUUUCAGAAAAACCCGGAAAGACAUGAACUGAUGCAUAGUGAACAGAAUUAAAACGUUGUACACAGAAACAGCAGUAUUGUUCGAUGAAGAACUGUGAAUGACUUAGCUAUUCUCAGUAAUACAAUGAUCCAAGGCAAUCCCAAAGGACUAAUGAUGAAGCAUACCAUCCACCUCCAGUGAAAGAACUGAUACUGGUUGAAUUCAGAGUGAAGCAGGCUAUUUUGCACUUUCUUUCAUUUUUUUUCCUUUUAUUCAAGUCUUCUUGUAUAAAAUGACUAAUACCGAAAUGUUUUACAUAAUUGUACAUGUAUAACCUAUAUCUGAUUGCUUACCCUCUCAGGGAGGGAGGGAGGAAUAGAAUUUGGAACUCAACACUUUAAAUAAAAAUGUUUAAAAAAUUGGGGG
Molecule: messenger RNA, 1486 nt
Organism: Trichosurus vulpecula (common brushtail)
Lineage: Eukaryota; Metazoa; Chordata; Mammalia; Diprotodontia; Phalangeridae
Gene: OXLD1
Product: oxidoreductase like domain containing 1
Exons: 2
Coding region: 7-507 (166 amino acids)
Cellular component (GO): mitochondrion
Source: RefSeq, a predicted model, not a curated record